CUGUCGAGGGUCUUCCGGGGCAAGACCACAUUUUGGAUGGCCAUGCCAUCUCUGCGGAGAUGAUUCAGUUAAGGUGGUUGGCAGCCGGGCUCGCAGCGUUGCUGCUCCUUUGUUAUAGCCUUAGAUCUGCAAGGCCGCUGGAGGCGCUGCCGCUGGAGGUGUUGGGGCCGAAGCUUCAGAGCCAGGCAGCUGCAGCGCUGCGUGCCUGCGAGCAGCCCCUUCCAGACUCGGACUGCACCAGCGAAAACCAGCCGGAUCCCCCGUUUGCAGCUCCCACACCUGGAGCGCGGGCGCGUUUGCGCUUCGAUGAUACCAUGGAGUAUCAGCUCUUCCUGCCUGCGAGCUGGAGCCAGAGGUCUAGCGAGAAGUACCCCGUCGUCGUUUUCCUGCACGGUGCGGGCGAUGGCAAGUUCAGUGUGAUGAACUCUCAGAGCUUGCCCCGGCUGCUUUCCAGGAACCAGUCGACUUGCUUUGAUGACCGCGAGUGCUGGUGCCUGGACAGCGAGUACCAGAGGGCCACCGCCAUGAAGGAGGCGAGCGGCUCGGAGGCCUUCCUGGCUGAGGAGGAGGACCUUUGGAGCCCCAUGGCCUCCUGCGACUUCGCGCAGCGCUUCGAGGCCAUUGCCGUGAUGCCGCAGGGCUGGACUUUGACUCGGAGCCCGGGGGGCUGGGACUCGGAGCGCCUGGGGAAGGUGGAGGCAUUGACGAGGUUUGUCUUGCGGCAGUAUUCCGGGGACCCCGCCCGGGUCUCGCUCACGGGACAGUCCGCCGGCGGCGGCGGCGCCUGGCGCUUCGCAGCAACGCGCCCAAGACUUUGGGCCACGGUGAGCGUUGUGUGCGCGCCCACCUCCCCGGCUGUGGCGGAGAGAUUGGAAGGCCUUCCUAUUUGGGUCAUUGGAUGGACAGGGGACGGCGAGAUGGGCAGCGACGAGGUGGUGAAGGCGCUGAAGCGGCGGCGGAGUGGAGCCACGCGGUACACGCGGUACACGAAGGCCCCGCCACCCCCGGACCCGCUGUACCGCGACAUGGUGGGCCACGGAAGUUACGACCUGAUCUACCGGGACCCGCGCCUCUGGCAAUGGGCCCUCGCACACAGCCGCCCUUCCGCAGCACAAGAAUGGCAAAAGUGAGCGGA
Molecule: messenger RNA, 1135 nt
Organism: Effrenium voratum
Lineage: Eukaryota; Dinophyceae; Suessiales; Symbiodiniaceae
Source: the annotation of a GenBank genome assembly